AAAGUAGCGGAGCUGAGAUACAGUGAGAUCAGCUGGAGCUCAGAUCACAGGCUGCCAGGGCACCUCCAGCAGAUCAGAGCACGGGAACCCUCUACUUCAUUCCCAGGCCUCUUCCCCCACCCCCCAGUCAGUCAGGACUGACCUCCCACAUUCUUUCAUCAAGGGAAAAGUGUUGACCCAUCAUGGAAGGGAUCCAACUUGUUGUAUCUACUGCGCGAGCUGCCUACAAUCAGGGGAAAAGCCGGCCUCUGAAGUUCCGCAUCCAGCAGCUGAAGGCGCUGGAGAGAAUGCUCGAUGAGAAAAAGGAGGAAUUUUUAGUGGCGCUGAGAAAGGAUUUACACAAGAGUACAUUUGAUGUGGAGAUCUUUGAAAUUGCUGGCAUUCUGAAUGAGAUUUCCCUGGCCAUCACCAAGCUCCCUGAGUGGACUGCACCAGAGUACGUGUCAAAGAGUACAAUGACGUUAAUGGACACUGUUUAUAUCCAUCGAGAACCUCUCGGAGUGGUGCUGAUCAUAGGAGCCUGGAACUAUCCCUUGGCUCUUAUAGUCCAGCCUCUAAUUGGGGCGAUUGCAGCAGGAAAUGCCGCGGUCUUGAAGCCAUCAGAAGUGAGUGAGAAUACGGCCCGUUUACUGGGGGAGCUCCUCCCUCAGUACUUGGAUAAGGAUCUUUACCCUGUCAUUAACGGAGGGGUGGCUGAGACGACAGAGCUGUUGAAGCAGCAGUUUGAUCACAUCCUGUACACGGGCAGUACCAACGUUGGCCGGAUCGUCAUGGAGGCUGCGGCCAAACACCUGACCCCUGUGACCCUGGAGCUUGGCGGGAAAAGUCCGUGUUACAUUGAUGCUGACUGUGACCUGGACGUGGCCUGCAGACGUAUUGCUUGGGGAAGGUACACGAACAGUGGUCAGACCUGCAUCGCUCCAGACUACAUCCUGUGUAGUAACAAUAUCCAGGAUGAAGUGGUGAAGAAGAUUGGCUCAGCCAUCUCCGAAUUUUAUGGAGCUGAUCCCAAGAAAUCCCCGGAUUAUGCACGUAUCAUCAACAAACGACAUUUUAAAAGACUGAUGUCAUUGCUGGAGGGAGUGAAUGUGAUGUUUGGUGGUCAAAGUGAUGAAGAGGAUCUCUACAUAGCUCCCACGAUUGCGACUGAUGUGGAUCCCAGCUCCAGGAUUAUGCAGGAGGAGAUCUUCGGCCCAUUGUUGCCCAUCGUCACGGUCAAUAAUGCCGACGAGGCCAUUCACUUCAUCAAUAAGAGGGACAAACCUUUGGCGCUUUACAUCUUCUCUCACAACAAAACGUUAAUCAAGAGGAUGAUCGCAGAGACUUCCAGUGGAGGUGUAACCGUCAACGACUGCUUGAUCCAUUACAGCGUUGACACGCUCCCGUUUGGGGGUGUGGGAAAAAGUGGCACCGGGGCGUACCACGGUAAAUUCAGCUUUGAAACCUUCAGCCACCGCCGCGCUUGUGUGUUGAAGUCGCUGGGAAUGGAGAGAAUGAACAGUGUCCGCUACGCACCGGCCACUGAUUCCAAACGGAAAUGGGCCCUUUGGCUGCUGAAGAAACAAAGUUGUGAAAUAAUGUAACUGACAGUGAAUCACAGGCUGCCAAAUGAGGAUUUACUGCUUUGAAAGACAUUUGGAGCUAACACUGUUAUGCACUUUGACCUCCUGGACACACAUGUGAGGCUGAUUUAUUUUUUCCCGAGCCGUUGAUUCACAGAGAAUUGGGAUAGAUUUAAGUUCUCAGAACAUUCUGACCAAAGUAAUCUUGCAAUUCAAGAAUACUCCACUCAAUAGCAGUGAUGUGCCAUCAUCUUUCAUGGGACAAUGAUGACCCUUGCACCAGCACAAACACAAUGGUCUGCACCAUAAUUUAUCUGAUUCUUUAUCUGUAAAUAUCCUGGGACUAAUAAUUACUCUGUUUUGAACUGUGGUUUUUAUUUUUACGAAGAUUUAAACACUAAUUCACUUGUGAUAAAUUUAAGCUGCGUUUCAUUUGUUCUGUGUGUCUCUGUGUCAUUUAGAAUGUUUUUGUUUUGUGUGGAUUGUGUGUGACCCUCUCUCAAGGCUCCUCUAAAAUGUUGGGUGAGUGCACCACUUGUGUUUCCUCCUCCAUUUGGUAGAAUAUUCUAGCCAGCUUGCUGGAAGACAUGUUGUCCAAUUAUGUAUAUGAUCCAAGUUUAAUGGACUGCUUUUCCUUUUUUGCUUUUACUGAUCUGUAUGCUUUGUAGCCUUUGGUCCAGGCAUCCUGAAGCACUCCUUUUUUUUUAGGAUGUAUCUUUCUUUUUAAGUUUUAUUACAUCUUCAACAGUUGACCUUGAUGGAUAAAUCUGAAAUCAGAAUACCUACAGUGCCAAGAGCAACUCUUUCUAAACAUACUGCAACAUUGAUAAAGUUGGCUGGUCUUCAAGUUUGUCAGAAGCAGCUGUUUGAAGUGUCCUUCUGUUUUGAGCGCUGUCUCUGCCUGUGCACACCAUAAAUCAAACAGACCUAUGUGUUUUUUUGGGGGGCGAGGGGCAGAUAAAGACAAAGCAGGUGUUUAUCUUUCAGGCUGACUGCAUACUCAGCCUCCUGUGUGUGGCAUCUUAUUUCUAGUUGUUUUCCCAGUUGUCCUUCAGCCACUUAAUGCUACAGAUCCCACACUGAAUUUUAGACAGCGAUGUCAGUCUGUGAAUAAUCUCCAAAGGCUGUGGAUCCACUCCAGAGAUUUCAGCUCAAAACCAAGCCCGACCAUCCCAAUGCAGUGCUGAGGGAGUGCAGUGGAACCAUAUUUUGUUUGCUGUAUUAAGCAGAUUUGGCUUUUUUUAAAAAAAAAUCUCCCAUGGUCUUAGCAAGUUUUGUAGCUCAGGUUGAGGUUUGCUUGCUGAGCUGAAAGGUUCAUUUCCAGGCAUUUCAUCACAAUACUAGGUAACAUGAUUAGAUUACAUUAGAUUCCCUACAGUGUGAAAACAGACCCUUCAGCCCAACAAGUCCACACCGACCCGCCGAAGAGUAACCAAUCCAGUCCCAUUUCCCUCUGACUAAUGCACCUAAAACUGCAGGCAAUUUAGCAUGGCCAAUUCACCGGACCUGCACAGCUUUGGACUGUGGGAGGAAACCAGAGAACCCAAAGGAAACCCACACAGACACAGGGAGAAUGUGAAAAGUCCACACGGACAGUUGUCUGAGGCUGGAAUCGAACCUGGGACCCUGGUGCUGUGAGGCAGCAGUACUAACCACUGAGCCAGCAUACUGCCCGUUUAUUACUGCAGCGCACAUGAUUAUUUGUUACUCACUCACAGGAUAAGGGCGUCGCUGGAUAACCAGUACUUACUGCCGCUAAAUCUUACCUAGUUGUAAUCUACUAUGGUGACGAAACGUCUGGCAAUAAACCUUCCAACUCAGCGAGCAAACUUACAUCCAGAACCUCAACCUGAGCUACAAAUCUUCUCAAAACUCGCUAAGACUAUGGGUGCAAUAUGUUAAAAAUGCCCCGAAAAUGGGAAACGAAUGCCAUCUGAGAGAGGGCAACCCGUGAACAGCUGUCCUUCCUGUACCAAUGCCAAAGGAAACAGGUCCUGCCUAAAUGUCUUUAAUACAAACCUUCCCUUAACACCCCACUCGCCAUAAGAAUAGCAGAACAAAAUGGCUGCAGAAUGCUUAGAGAAAUGAUUAUUGAUCCCACAACAGACUUUGUAACUACAACCGGGAAAUUUGGUGCCAAACAUCUUUACUGGACAGGCACAGUACAACAAACCAUAGAUAUUAGAGCGCACCAAACAUAGAAAAUGAAAAAGCUAGACCUGCAGAAGAAACUAGACAAACUUACACAAAGUAAUAACACUGACAACACUUACCUUACCGACCCUUAACAGACACUGAAAAAGCCGUCUUAAUAAGAGGAUUACAACUGCCAGAAUGCGGACAAGAAAGAUUUCUUAGCAGCGAUAGAAACAACACUAAAAGACAAUCAACUCACAGAAGAAACCCAACAAACCACCAGCCAGGUAGUCGCACCAACAUUAAGCAGAAGAAAGAAAGGAAACACACUCAAUGCACAAGAAAGGAAUGUACUGGAAAGACUUAAAAAAAAGAUUAAAACAUUGUUAUCAUACCUGCAGACAAAGGACACUUGAUAGUCAUUCUAAAUUGGAGAGACUACAUUGAAAAAGCGAAUGCACUACUUACAGAUACCAACACUUACCAACAAGUGGUGGUAGACCCAAUCCCACAACUAGAGAACUGAAUCACAGCUCUACUCAAAUAACUUCAGAAAGCUGGAAAAAUAAAUAAGACCAACAUCCAAAAAAAUGAAACCGGACAGAUCCAACACACCACGCUUCUACGGAUUACCCAAAAUUCACAAACCAGGAGCCCCCCUCAGACCCAUAGUCUUGCUACCCGGUACACCAACUUACAGAUUAGCCAAGGAGUUAAACCAAAGACUAAAAUACUUAGUAGAAGACUCGCGUUACUCUAUCCACUCCACCCAAUAAUUCCUGAAGACCAUCAAAGACACCAAGAUAGAAGAGGAUGAAAUAAUGGUCUCUUUUGAUGUAACAGCCCUGUUUACAUCAAUUACCAUUAACCUGGCCAAGGAAACACUGACUACACUAUUAGAAGACCCAAAGACACAUACACCAAAUACCACAAACUUCAUCAGCAAGACAGUAUCAUCAAGCUACUGGACCUAUGCCUUACCACACACUUCACCUUCAACAACAAAACCUACAGACAAACUGACGGAACACCCAUGGGAUCUCUGAUAUCGGGGUUCUUAGCAGAGGCAGUAAUGCAGAUACCCGAACAAACAGCUCUGUCAACCAUCCAACCCAGCAUCUACAGGAAAACAACACAUACGGACCAAAUAUUAAACUACAGAAGCAAUCAUCCCAACAUCCACAAAUGAAGCUGCAUCAGAACAUUAUUCCAAUGAGCCAUCUCUCACUGCAGCACAGAGGAACUACACAGAGCAGAGGAAAAUCACCUAUACCGUGUAUUCAAAAAGAAUAGGUAGCCAAUGAACACAGUCUGCAGAUUUCUCAGUAACAAAUCCAAACAAAACGUGUCCAGAAAUCCUAGCCACUCUCCCCUACACCAAAGACAUCUCAGAAAUGACUGCCAGACCACUCAGACCCCUUGGCAUCAUGGUAGCCCAUAAACCUACCAACACACUAAAACAGCAGCUAAUGAUCUUGAAAGACCCUAUACAGACAACAAGCAAAACUAGUGUCAUUUACAAAAUACCUUGCAAGGACUGAAACAAACACUACAUUGGCUAGGCAGAAACCUAGCCACCAGGAUACAUAAACACCAAUUAGCCACAAAACGAUAUAACCCCCCUCUCACUUGUAUCCUUACAUACAGAUAAGAAAGGGCACCACUUCGACUGGGACAACACAUCCAUCCUAGGCCAGGCCAAACAGAGACACACAUGAGAAUUCCUUGAAGCAUAGCAUUCCAACCCGAACUCUAUCAACAAACACAUCGAGUUAGACCCCAUCUACCAACCUCUAAGAAAAAGAACAGGAAAUGGCAUCACCACAGGAAAUGGCAUCACCAACCCAAAGAAGCCCAAACGUAUAAAUUGGAAGCAGGAAUCAUGUACAGUGCUUCACCUGAGGCCCACUGAAGAUGUUACCUAGUAAGGUGACGAAACGUCUGGAAAUAAACCUUCCAGCUCAGUGAGCAAACCUACAUCCAAACCUCCCAUGGUGUUUUUGCUGCAGAAGAGCAGCUGAGAUAGCCCUAGUGUUCUGCCUAAUAUUUUUUCAUCCAUCAACAUUCCAAAAACAUAUUAUCUCAUUGUUGUGAAGAAAUUGAUUGCUGUGUUUCAUACAUUACAUCCGUGAUUGACUGCAACAAAAAUAAAUAAUUGAAAUGCAUUCAGAGUGCAUUAGGAAGUUGUGAUGGAUCCAUUAAAAAUGCAAGUCUCUGGUUUUGAAACAGCCUAAUUUUAAAUUCACUGGGAUGCGUUUUACCCCGGCCCCCAAUCUCCCUUGCCUCAUACCAAUGGAGUUUCCUUUUCUGAUCCUGUUCCCAGCCAUUUUUGGUUUAAAGCUGUGAGCCAGCCCUUUUUUUUUAAGUAAAAAAGGCUGCAUCUGUCACAGACACGCACACACACACACCACACAUGAAUAGAGCGUUGUACAUACAUGUACAAAAUCCGUUUUAGUGCUACAUCAUGACCAAGCAACCAACUGGGCAGCUUCCGAAAAUCCCUGGCUCUUCUGUAAUGACACACGUACCUUCUUCCUUCUACAUUGAAAAUCAGUUGUCCAAUUAAUGUAUGUUUGAUUUGGAAGUUUGAAGAUGGGCUGAACUAUGUAAU
Molecule: messenger RNA, 6309 nt
Organism: Hemiscyllium ocellatum (epaulette shark)
Lineage: Eukaryota; Metazoa; Chordata; Chondrichthyes; Orectolobiformes; Hemiscylliidae
Product: aldehyde dehydrogenase family 3 member A2-like
Exons: 11
Coding region: 183-1583 (466 amino acids)
Biological process (GO): aldehyde metabolic process
Cellular component (GO): cytoplasm
Molecular function (GO): aldehyde dehydrogenase (NAD+) activity
Source: RefSeq, a predicted model, not a curated record